This is a messenger RNA of Condylostylus longicornis, 2853 nucleotides long. RefSeq names its product leucine carboxyl methyltransferase 1. Gene Ontology annotation, cellular component: cytosol. The transcript has 5 exons. Gene Ontology annotation, biological process: C-terminal protein methylation. Gene Ontology annotation, molecular function: protein C-terminal leucine carboxyl O-methyltransferase activity. Bases 316 to 1311 code for a protein of 331 amino acids. The record is from RefSeq and is a predicted model, not a curated record. NCBI's taxonomy places the organism in Eukaryota, Metazoa, Arthropoda, Insecta, Diptera, Dolichopodidae.
UUGGUUAAAUCAAAGAUUUUCCUCCCGCAAAGUUUUUCUUAUCCCUUGGAAUUCCACAAGUAUUUACUCUAUAAGGUAUUAAGGUAUCUUUUUCUACAUCAAAGUUUUCUGAAAAUUGUUUGUAACAUCAAUUAAGUGUAUUGAAUUGGAAAAGAAGUUGCUAGAAUCUAUAUUUACAAGGAACAUUUUUUUUUCUAUAGUUUCCUUUGAACUUGGAUAAUUUUUUCUGCAUCGAAGCAGAAACGAAAAAAGAAAAAAUUCGAUUUAUUAUCAAGGCCAUUUUAAGGCAACAAUUUCAAACUGGCAAACGAAAGGAUGCGCUCAUAUUCAGUGGAAUCAGCGUUUCAUCCUUGCGAUGAAGCGGUGAUAGCCACGAAUGAUGAUGCAAGUGAUUGCAAAAGAUGUGCUGUCAGAUUAGGGUACUGGAAAGAUGAAUAUAUUGGUUAUUUUGUUAGAAGUAGUGAAAGAAAAGCUCCAGAAAUUAAUCGAGGUUACUUUGCUAGAGUCAAGGGCGUGGAGAUGUGCGUCGAAAAAUUUUUAAAGAAAACCAAUGAUAAGUGUCAAAUAAUUAAUUUGGGUUGUGGUUUCGAUACUCUUUACUGGCGCCUAAAGGAUUCUGGCCAUAACAUUAUCAAUUACACAGAAUUAGAUUUUCCUACAGUAACAGCACGUAAAUGCUACACUAUUAAAAGGAACAAAGCUUUGCUUGGUAAAAUCCAUGCUGAAGAUGGCGAAGUUAAACUAAGUCCAACAGAUAUGCAUGGUCCUAAUUAUCAUAUAAUGGGUGUUGAUCUUAGAAAUAUAGAUGAGCUGGAUAAUAAAUUACAACAGGCUGAAAUUGAUUAUAAAUUACCUACCAUAUUUAUUGCAGAAUGUGUUCUAGUCUAUAUUGAAGCGCAGAAUUGUAGAAACUUAUUAAAGUGGCUAGCUGGGCGCUUUGAAUCAGCUGUGUUUGUUAAUUUUGAACAGGUCAAUAUGAAUGAUAGAUUUGGGGAUGUUAUGUUGAACAAUUUAAGAGCCAGAGGUUGUAGUUUAGCUGGAAUCGAUUCAUGUUUGUCACUGGAAACACAGACAUCAAGAUUUCUUGAAUGCGGUUGGAGCGGUUCUAGAGCCUGGGAUAUGGUACAAGUAUAUCAAAGUAUUAGCCCUUCUGAAAGACAAAGAAUUGAACACAUUGAAAUGUUGGAUGAGACUGAAUUGUUAACCCAACUUUCGCAGCAUUACUGUUUGGCUGUGGCUUGGGUUGGUGAAUUAUUUCAGGAUAUUGAAAUAACGGUCGAAAAAAGAAUGUCUUCUUUAAAUAUCGACUAAAAUUUUGUUGAAAUUUUCGGAACCUGUCAUAGUGAUAUUUUACUUUAUUUUAUAAAAAACAAAAGAUUGCUUAAUAAUGGUUUUCCAAUACACUAGUGAUUAGCACAAAAGCAGAACAAAAUAUUUUAUAAGCAAACUUACGUUAACAAAAGAGUAAACAAUUUGAAGCCAAUAGAGCAUGCUCUCCAGCUGCCAAACCCUAGUCUUCUUUUCUUUUAUAUAUUUUACUCACCCAAAAACUUUACAAAAAUUCAACAGAAAUUUAUGAAUCCUUGUAUAAAAUUAAAAGCAAUUUUUAUUACAAAAUAAAUUAAUCUAAUACACAAUAAUUUAAAUUAAUUAUUUUGUUGUAUUUCAAGAAUUCUAUUUUGAAAAAAAAAUCUUAGCAAAAAUUAUGUUUGGUAAAAAUAAAAAUUAAAUUUGGUGUGACUAAUAACUUAUUAGUAGGAAAUUCAAGAUUAAACAAAAACUAGAAACUAAAGCAAAAAAUGUUGUGUAAUAUAUUUAAACCCACCAACAUUACAAUCAAAUUUAAUGUAUUUUCCUUGAAUACCAAUGGUAAUAUUAACUAUAAAAUGCACCUAUAAAUUUGUAUUUUAUCGCAAUAUUUAAGAACUGAAAAUUUUGAAUCCUUUAAAUAUUUGUUUGUUUUUUUCCGUUUAUUUAAAAAAAAUUUAAUUACUAUGUUAUUUAGAAUUGAUCGGAUGUGUUGUAAAAGUUUAAUUUAAAAAAAAAAGGAAUUUCUUAUACAAAUUCAAAUACCUAAAAGUUCUUUGUUUAAAACAUUUUUUUAAAUGAUCUUUUAAAUUUGUGUAAAAUUAAAUAUUAAUGUAGUUCUAUUAAUGUGCGUUGUAUUAAAUAUUGUAAUAAAUUACACUUUUAAAAUAAGAAAACCAUAAUUUUUGGUCCAUCAUUCUUAAUAUGAUAAAUUGAAAUAGUCGUCAUAUAGCAUGUCGGAAAGAUUCACAAAUUCAAAAAUAAGUGAUUCAGUAUAUGAAAAAUAUGUAGCACUGAUGCACUAAUUGAGUUAUUUAAUAAUUCUUAACAAAGAAAAUUUGUAAAAUUAAUAAUAAAACUAAUCCGAAAAACACUUAUUUUAAGAAUAUAUUAUUAUGUAUGUGUAAGUCAAUGAAAUUCUAUUCCAAAAAAGAAAGAAAAAUUAAAUUUUACAUGUAUGUAGAUUAAUAUAAAUUUAUAAAUAAAUUUGUAAAAUUGCAUUUAAUGCAAAAAAUAUAAUAACAGGAGAAAUUAGUGAAUUAAUUAAUUAUUUAAAGUUUUUGAUUAAAAUCGUUAAAAGUGAAAUUCGAACUUUAGGUGAUAUUAUUUUAUAAAUAUUUCACAAAUUUUGUUGUGCUUUUUUUGUAAAUGUUGUAAACACAUUUUUUUUUAAAUUAUAAUCCGAUCAAAUAUAUUUUUAGCUUUCUACUUUUGAUUUCUUAAGUGAAAUAAUCUUAAAAUACAGAUUACAAAUUAUAUUAAUAAAUUUCUUGCAAAUUAAAUAUUCUAUACGUAAUUUAUCUCUUAUACUUAUAUAUAGCCUUC